Messenger RNA from Rodentolepis nana, 555 nucleotides. The record is from the annotation of a GenBank genome assembly. NCBI's taxonomy places the organism in Eukaryota, Metazoa, Platyhelminthes, Cestoda, Cyclophyllidea, Hymenolepididae.
AUGCCUUUGACCCUUGCAUCUGGUCUCACAGUGCUUCCUAGUCAACCCUUACUCCAACAACAACAACAACGGCCAAACUUUAUCCGUCAAUUGCCCGCCACUGCUUCUAUCCCCACUACACUGUCUCCCCCUGCUACUUCCUUGGAUUCUUUGCCUCGAGAACUUCCAAUAGAAGCUGAGGUUUCGAAUGAGCAAGAAGAGAGAAGUAGUGCUGCAAUGACUGAUGAGUUUCUCUUUAACAGUGACGCGUCUGCAGAAGCGGCGGCUGCUGUAGCCAAUUUGGAGGCGGAGUCUUCCUCUGGUUUCGAAGUGGAUGAUGUGGAUAUGUACUUGAACCAUCACAAUCCUUCCCCCCAGCAACAACAAAAACAACAACAAACUCAAAGCGCACAUUUUUCUCGAAGCGCUGCAGCUGGAGCGACAACAAGUGCAAAUGCUAGCGUUCCAAACUCGAAGGAUGUAAGUGAGGUCGGAUCUAGCUGCCUUGAUCACAGUCACCUCUUGCCUCAAUCACUCGCCGCACGCGUCGGCCCUCUAGUUCUCUCGUUUGGAUAG